This is a messenger RNA of Linum trigynum, 1646 nucleotides long. Lineage: Eukaryota; Viridiplantae; Streptophyta; Magnoliopsida; Malpighiales; Linaceae. The record is from the annotation of a GenBank genome assembly.
CAAAUGCAAGUGUUGUAAGAUCGAUGCAAUUUCAUUAUUCCACCACUACUCCCUCGUUGACAAUGCAUUUAUUAAUUUUCCCACAUGUAUCGAUCCAUUACACUCUUCCCUCUUUCUUUCCCUCUACAAAAUCUAAAACCCUUUUCAGUUGACUUUCCCGGUACAGAAACACAUCCUUCUGGUUUCCCCUGAAGAAAAAACAGAGUGAGGAAAAAAACAGAGUGUAGAAAAAAACAGGGGAUCCCAAUGGAACCGAUCAUGACCAACAGGAUCGUUGUGGCCAAGACCCACAUCGAUGGUGCCCCGAAAGUGACCGACUUCGAGGUCAAGUCCCAAGUUCUGGUCCAGUCAGCUCAGCCAGCCGGCUCCGUCGUCGUCAGGAACCUCUAUGUGUCGAUUGACCCUUACCAGCUCAACCGCUUGAAGAGUGACUGCUCCCGUCAGCGUUACAGCAAAUUGACCCCAGCCAUUGCUCCUGGAGAGGAAAUAGAUUGUUAUGGAGUUGGGAAAGUUGUGGCUUCAGGGGACCCUGAGUAUCAAGAGGGUGACUUGGUCGCAGGGCUACUGACAUGGGGAGAGUACUGUGUGCUGAAACCAGCAGGAUCCAUGUUCAGGAAACUGGACACCAUGGGAUUCCCUCUCUCGAACCAUGUUGGAGCUUUAGCGAUCAGCGGGCUGGCGGCUUACGCGGGGCUGUUUGAUGUGGGGAAGGCCAAGAAAGGGGAGAAGGUGUUCGUCUCUGCGGCCUCUGGUUCAGUUGGACAUAUGGUUGGGCAGUUUGCCAAGCUCCAUGGCUGCUAUGUGGUUGGCAGUGCUGGAAGCAAGGCAAAAGUGGAGUUGCUGAAAGAAAAGCUGGGUUUUGAUGAUGCCUUCAACUACAAGGAUGCAACUGACCUCAAGGCAACUCUCAAGAAGUAUUUCCCCGACGGGAUCGAUGUGUACUUCGACAACGUAGGAGGAGCGAUGCUGGAGGCAGCAAUCGACAACAUGAACACAUUCGGCAGGGUAGCAGUCUGCGGGGUGAUCUCCCAGUACACAGGCGCAGGAAGAAAGGCUGCCCCUAAUCUGGUGGACGUCGUCUACGAGAGACUGGCAAUCAAAGGGUUCGUAGCAGCCGAUUUCAUGGCCGUCUUCCCCGAGUUCAUCUCGAAAGCCUGCGAGCACAUUAGCUCGGGGAAGAUGGUGUCAAUGGAAGACAUCUCGAUUGGGUUAGACAGCAUUCCUUCUGCAUUUGUCGAUCUCUUCAGUGGGGGCAAUGUGGGGAAGAAGAUUGUCCAGAUUGCACAAGAGUGACUAAACUUAUAUAUCAUUUUUACGUUUUAAUGAUACAUUUUUACGUUUUAUGCUUUUACUCAUCUUUCUGUUUCUGCCUAGAAACGUGCACAUGUGACUGAAUUGGCUUCAACGAAAGGGCAUGUUGCAGGAUCGUCCAAUGAAUCGUGGAGGUCCGGUUCCAGAAUUGCGAGCUUGUCCAAUUUUUUCAGUAUAAUAAAAUAAAAAUAGUUAUAACAUCAUUAUAUAAAAAUAAUUUAAAAUAAAAUUAUCUAUUAACUCUUCAAUUUUUGUAUUCUUUACUUUCAACGAUGUCAUAGCUAAUCCAAUGAAGAAUACUUUUUUCCAUUUUAUAAUAAAAAUAGGACUUUCAG